AAUUCAUUUUUGUUUGUCUCCUGCUAUUGGAGCCUGUGCGUGGAAAAUCUCUUUUGUGGUUCAGUUUGCGUGUGUGUAUUGAAGGAAGGAAGGAAAGAGGCUCCUGAGGCUCGCUCCUACGCUGGGGAUCAUGGACAUUCUUUUCCCUUCCCCGAACAACAUGGACAAGAGUGUUCUGCCUGUCCUGCCCACGCUGACUCAGGAAGAUGUUUCUACCAUCUGGGAACUUGUAUCAGAUUUUAUUCAACAGCAGUAUUCACUCUCGAAGGGAGUUCAAAUUCCAGAUCUUGGAAUAUUUACUUUUAUAAGACAACGACUGGAAAUAGGAAACAACAAAUUUAUCAUAGCCAAGAGGCCUUUGUUUUUUCUAUCGGAGAAACUAAUACAAAAACAUGGUCUUAAACAGAACAAAAUCUAUGUUCCUGGUGACAUCCCAGUUGUCCCACUAAGCUUUGUUACAGUAACGCUGCAGAGCCCUUUCAACAAGGAUGUGGUGGAAGGCUGCAUAAAAGAGACACUGCAACUUUUAUCACGAUCUAUCUCUAUGAGAAAACACGUCGAGUUUACUUUUAAGGGAAUUGGUGUCCUUGCUAUUAAGGAUGACAAAGUGAAGAUGAAAUUUUUUAAAGACUUCCUUUAUGGUGUAGAUGGCAGCGGAUCUUUGGUGUAUACCUUAGCAAAUAGGCCUUACACGGCAGACUCGGUAAUUUCUAUCACAGAGAACGAUAAGAUGCGUCCCAUCAGCGUCCUUUCCUUUCCAAGGACUGAUAUGAAGGAGAGUGAGAAAAAAUUACGAAUGGAAACUAUUACUGAAGAAAGUGAACAGAGUAAGCCAAGAACAGCUUUAACAAAAGAAAAGUCAGGCAAAGAUGAUGACAGAGCCAUGUUCUCACUAAAGCAAACUCAAGAAAAAGUUAUACCCACUGCCAAAGAUACCAUCUUGUGUAAGUCAGAGGAGAAAGAAUCUGAGGCAAAGGAAGUAAAGAAAGAAAGAGUUUCAUUUUCAGAUUGUCUGAAGAAAAAGAAGCCUAAAAGUUUCAAACACUCUUCUUGUGAAAAUCAUAAUAAGGCUGGACAGGAACUGUGCUAUGUCUGCCUGCAACGGGCACAGCAGACUAUCCCAAUGUAUGACAAGAAGGAGGAGAAAAAGAAAGAGCUGGAAGAGGAAAGGCUCCUACAUCAGUGCCUAAUGUGGAAAGAACAAAAAUCCCUUCUUAAACAAAGGAUGAAGUGCUUAGCUACAAGAGAACAAAAUCAAAAAAAUGCUGCCUUUAAUCUUGGUGUGGCCGAUGCUAUAAAGACUCACAAGAAAAUAAAGCCGGAGUUCUCUAAUACCUUUUUAUUUGAUAAAAGACCUGAGAGUACUGGUAUCAAUAUUGCAAAGCAUAAAGAAUAUACCCAAAGUCUGCUACAACAAAUCAGAAUCAAACAGGAAAAGGCAAAGAAGGAAAAACAGAACAAGGAGUUGAUGGAUAAGUUAGAGCGAGAGCAGACCAAAGAUAUGGCUAUUGCACAAAGAGAGAAAUUUCUGAAAGAUAAGGUGGAAGAGAGGGUCUCUUAUAAAAGACAAUUGGAUAUGCAGGUUAAGAAUGAUAAACCUUUUCGGCUUCCUGCCUCGGUGGCAGACUCUGAUGAGCCCAUUUUUGGUAAGGAUGAUGGUUAUGCGCUGAUGAUCAGUCACCAGAAAGAACUGGAAUGCCGGAAGCACCAGCUGAAGAGAGCUGCUUCCAACCAGAGGAAGAGAGUCAUCGAUGGGCUGAUGGACCAACACCGGGACAUACAAGCCCUUCAGAAUGUUCGGAAAGAGCUCUUGGAAGAAAGAAUUGUUGAAGCGAACAGAGUGAAAAGCAUGAAUGAAGACUUAUUAGACCACUGGGGAAAGUGUGUCCAUGAGAAGAGGCAGCGUGAGGAAGAAGCAAAGGCUUUUGACAGCGCGCCCGACAGGCUCUUCCUGCUGGACCAGUGCGCGCGGUUCCGGCGCUGCACGCGCUGCCAGCGCAGCCUCUCCAACGACGGCAAGACCCACGCGUGGCCGCUCAACAAGUUCCUGACGGGCUCCCGCGUGUACAUGUAGGGAGGACUCGGAGCCGCGAGGCCCGACGGUGCUUCUAUGCCCCAGCUGUCACGAGGCGGUGGGGAGCGGCGUGUUUCAGACGGGUGGGAGGACAGGGCCUCUCCGUCGCCGCCGGCCCCUGGCGACCCCCACCCGAGGCUACGGAGGCCGCUUUUUCCCCCCCUCUGCGAAGAUGUCAUCUCUCCGAAUACGUCACCAGAGGGUCUGCGUGUGCCUGGUCUGCACACCUGCAGCCUCGGGGAGGCCGGCGCUCACCCAAGGGAACGGCAGUCUUGACCAAAACAUGUUCAUUUGUCCUCUUUUCUCAGCCCCUGCCCUAGGCACCCCGAUUACCCUAAAUAAAGAUGAGAGAAGCUCUGAGUUCUGAAGGAAGAACCUCAGACCAUUUGCCUUCACCUCCUAUCUUUCCUCUCUUAGAAAUGGGGGAAACUCUAGGUGAGGGAUAUAGCUAAAGCAUGCCUUUGCCCUACUACGGUUAAAAAAAGGAGAAAUGAACUGUGAAUAGAUGUCACUGCAC
This is a messenger RNA of Sorex araneus (European shrew), 2591 nucleotides long. RefSeq names its product coiled-coil domain containing 81 (gene CCDC81). The coding region runs from base 131 to 2074 and encodes 647 amino acids. The record is from RefSeq and is a predicted model, not a curated record. Gene Ontology annotation, cellular component: centrosome. The transcript has 15 exons. Lineage: Eukaryota; Metazoa; Chordata; Mammalia; Eulipotyphla; Soricidae.